GUUGCCAUGAUUUAAAUUUUAAUUAGAUUUAAAUCCAGGUGCAGACAGAACAACAACCUUCUAAAAAUCUCCACUUUCAUCUCGUCAGCCCACAGAACAUUUUACCAAGGUUGGAGAUCAUGGAGAUUUUUUUGGCAAAGUGAAACAAUAGAAAUGAUGGAACUGGACGUAAAAGGUAGAGAAACGGUGAUGAAUGCAGGAGAGGAGGCAAAAGAUGACCAGGCUGGUAAAUUCUGGUAAAUUCUCAGUAUCCUCCCUGCAUCUGGAGAGCGCAGACGCCUCUGAACCCCCUCCGGAUACCACCGGGGGCUUCCUGCAGCACCGCCUGGACAUACGGACCGAGCCCAAACAUCUAGACCCGCAUCAGCUAAAGAUCUGCAGCGUUAUCAGGCUGAGAGAACCUGGAGACUAAAGGUGUUCCCGUCUCUGAUUUCACACCUGGAGGCCACGGAGCAACAUGGACUUCACCCACUUCUGGCUCCUCGCCACCACCCUGAUGCUCAUCCAUCAGUUUCAAGCAUCUGUCAUGAGCCCCGUGGCGGAGGAGGGUCCCGUGGCGAAGGAGGAGGGGCCCCUCGCGCUGCUCGCCCACGAGGCCCACCGGCGGGAAAAGCGCUGCUCCUGCGAGAAUCAGAAAGACAAGGAGUGCAUUUUCUUCUGCCACAUCGGCAUCGUGUGGGUCAACACCCCCAGCCAGUUGGUGCCGUACGGCUUCGGGUCGGUGCGCCUCCGGAGGGAGCUGCAGCGCUGCUUCUGCGCCGACCCUCAGGACACCGAGUGUUUCAGCUUCUGCUCCAAGCACACGCAAACAUUGGAAGGGAACUCUGCUGUGAAGAGGAAGGCUGAGAAACUGCAGAGCUACAGAACGGCAUUGUGGGAAAAAAGAAGCCGGCACGCUCUCAAACACCAGACCUGAGACUGAGGCGGCGCCCCAGUAACUCCAGCUCUUCGCAGUGGAAGUCCUUAAAGUAUCU
Molecule: messenger RNA, 974 nt
Organism: Fundulus heteroclitus (mummichog)
Lineage: Eukaryota; Metazoa; Chordata; Actinopteri; Cyprinodontiformes; Fundulidae
Product: endothelin-1
Exons: 6
Coding region: 458-916 (152 amino acids)
Biological process (GO): regulation of vasoconstriction; vein smooth muscle contraction; regulation of systemic arterial blood pressure by endothelin
Cellular component (GO): extracellular region
Molecular function (GO): hormone activity; endothelin B receptor binding
Source: RefSeq, a predicted model, not a curated record